Brassica napus (rape) is the source of this 1229-nucleotide messenger RNA. RefSeq lists its product as uncharacterized. The record is from RefSeq and is a predicted model, not a curated record. NCBI's taxonomy places the organism in Eukaryota, Viridiplantae, Streptophyta, Magnoliopsida, Brassicales, Brassicaceae. The coding region runs from base 729 to 1010 and encodes 93 amino acids. The transcript has 2 exons.
UGUAUUGUGUUUCUAUAUUUAAAUUUAAUUUCUCUAAACAAAAGUUAACUAAUAAAAAUAGAUAUAUGUGUGUCCAAAAUUUUGCAGCAGGUUCUUAUAAAAGUAUCUUCUUUUAGAACCUUGCAAUGGGGAAGUUCUUAUCCCCAUUUUCAAUAAGAAAACAAAAACAAAAAUAUAGAAACAAUCAAGUGCCUGACACUCUCUGUGUUAUAUUUUUGGAAUUUUUGUGACAUCAUUUAGAACAAGAAACCAAAAAAAGUGAGAGAGUUCAAAUUGUUCUAUUCUAUUGAGAAAGACACCAAAAAUACGAAGAGGUGGUGACUGGUGAAGCUUUUUCAAUUCAUAGAAGAAACUAUAACAAAGAAACAAAAAAUAUAAAAAUAGUACACAAUUUUAUUAUUAUUAAUUGGAUUUAUGCAUAUUUAAUUAUGAGUUGUUUGUUUGUUGACCAAAAUAAAGAGAAAAUAAAAACUCUCUUUUUAUACAACGCUAUUCUUCGAUCAAUCCUCUCUGUCCUUCUUGUUAAUUUUUUUUACGCAAUGCUUCUUCCAUUUCUCUCUUCCUCUCUGCUUCUCCGUCUAUCUUCUCCGAUCAUGUCUCCUGAUCCCUUCUCCUUCCUAGCAUCUUCCCCUAAUUAAUGCAACCAAACUUAUCAUUGUUUAUUUAUUCUCAGAGAAUUAAGAUCGAUUUUAUUAGUAACAGAAUAAAACCUUAGGGAAGAGAUAUAUAUGGAGAGUUCGUUAGGUUUCAUGGCUGUUUUCGCCGUCUCAGGAAGCGUGGUGUUCGUUGCAAGUCAAUUCCACAAGCGUCUCCUCUCCGAUUACUUGGACAAGUUCGAACUUGAAAUCCUUCAUUUUGUUUUAGGAUCACCAGACAAUGCGGUGAUAAAGAAGAAGGUGAGAUUCGCGGCGGAUGUGGUGGAGCCUUCCGGGAAUAACAAAGAGUAUCGCCGGAGACACUCCUCCAAGGCUAAAUUCAAUAGGGAAUUGAAGUUGGCGGCAACUAUUUGAAGUUUUUUGUACAGAAUUAGUCAAUAUGUAAACUAUUCAUUGGGUUUUGAGAUUAAAUUUUCAUUACUAAGUUUCUGAUUUUCUUCUCUUAAAACUGAUGAAUAUGUUUUGCAAAUUCCAUAUUUUUACUAUUUUCACUUUUUUUGGGGUUUUGCCUGUUAAUAUUUUGUUUGUGUAAAUACAAAAUGUGAUUGCUAAUUAGUAAUUACUUUUUUUUUU